AUGGUUGUCCCAGAGUCACAGGAUAAGAAACUGUCCCAAAGCGGCUCUGUGGGCCGGAGCCAACAGCACAGUGCCAACCCGUCUUCAUCCCAGCCCUCUGGAAGUCCACAACAUCUGAGCUCGAAUGGAAAUAUACCACCGGUCAACGCAGGUCUCCAUUACGAGUCGCAGGACUACACCGAGACAGACUCUCUGCUCCCCAAUGAGCUCUACAGCGGAUCGAGGUUCAGCAGAUCCACGAGAGCGAAGGAUGCGGGUGGCUCAGGUGCACCCGGGGAGUCACUCUGCUCCAUGGUGCUGCAGAUCCUGGUGCCAUUUCUGCUGGCUGGACUUGGGACAGUUUCUGCUGGGAUGCUGCUUGAAAUGGUUCAGAACUGGGACGUGUUCCAGGAAAUCACAGAGAUCUUUAUUCUGGUACCGGCUGUUUUAGGCAUGAAGGGGAACCUGGAAAUGACUCUGGCCUCAAGACUCUCAACCGCUGUGAAUGCAGGGAAAAUGGAAUCGAGCAGAGAAAAGUGGAUGUUGAUUGUCGGGAACUUGGCACUCAAGCAGCUUCAAGCCACGGUGCUGGGCCUGCUAGCGUCUCUGAUGGCGACUCUGUUGGGCUGGAUGGCAGAAGGAAGGAUGCCUUUCAAUCACGUGGUGCUCUUGUGUUCAACCAGCGUUUCUACUGCUUUUGUGGCUUCAUUGUUACAAGGUGUCGCUAUGGUCGGAGUGAUCAUCGGCUCCAAGCGGAUGGGAAUCAACCCCGACAACGUGGCCACACCGAUGGCAGCCAGCUUUGGGGAUCUCAUCACUCUGGCCUUGUUGGCCUGCUUCAGUCAGUGGUUCUACUCCUUCCUAGAACUUUAUCCCUAUGUGUUGUACCUGGUGGAUCUAUUAUUUUUGUGCCUGAUCCCCAUCUGGGUGUCCGUCUCCUCCAAACAUCCAGCCACCAGCCUCCUGCUCCGCACUGGCUGGGAACCGAUCAUCACGGCGAUGGUCAUCAGCAGCAUUGGAGGACUUAUUCUGGACAAGACUGUUUCUGAUCCAAACUUGGCAGGAAUUAUAGUUUACGCUCCAGUCAUAAAUGGUAUCGGAGGAAACCUGGUCUCCAUACAGUCUAGUCGUAUUUCAACCAACUUGCAUAUGAAUUACUCUCCUGGAGAAGUUCCUGAGGAUCGCAGGACCUGCCACAACCCUUGUCAGACUUUCUUUGGUUCAGGAGCAAACCAUCGAUCUGCUCAGGUCCUGCUCCUUCUGGUCAUCCCUGGUCAGCUGAUCUUUGUACACACUAUUCACGUGAUGAAAGGAGGCCAAACUCUGCCCAGUCCUCUCUUCAUUGUCGUCUUCUUGUCUGCUUCCCUGAUCCAGGUCUUCUCCUUGCUCUGCAUAGCUGACUGCAUGGUCCAUUGUCUGUGGCGGAGGGGUAAAGACCCAGACAGUUAUUCGAUACCCUACCUCACGGCCCUCGGGGACCUGCUCGGCACCGCUCUUCUAUCUCUGGCCUUCCUCAUGCUGUGGUGCAUCGGUGACUCGGGCAAUGUAUGAACUGAGGAGGAAGAAAUAUUGCUUAAUAAACGCAAGGAAACAGAA
Molecule: messenger RNA, 1575 nt
Organism: Stegastes partitus (bicolor damselfish)
Lineage: Eukaryota; Metazoa; Chordata; Actinopteri; Pomacentridae
Gene: slc41a2a
Product: solute carrier family 41 member 2a
Exons: 10
Coding region: 1-1530 (509 amino acids)
Biological process (GO): monoatomic cation transport
Cellular component (GO): plasma membrane
Molecular function (GO): monoatomic cation transmembrane transporter activity
Source: RefSeq, a predicted model, not a curated record